AUGGCCGAAUCAGAACCUCAGGAAGGAAACUAUGAAAACCUGGUAAAGGCAGUGGAGGACCUGAAGAGGGACUUAGAAAAACUUAUGGAGGAAAUGGAAAAACUAACAGUGCAGGCAACCUGGAUGGCAUAUGACAUGGUAGUCAUACGUACCAACCCAGAUCUAGCCAACUCCAUGAAGCGUUUGGAAGAUGCCUUCCUGAGUUGCAAAGAAGAGAUAGAGAAGAAAUGGCAAGAGGUGCUAACAGAAUCUAAAGGUGAAGAGCAAAAAGAGGAAUAAAUUUAAUUCAGUCAUGCUGGCAGAAGAACUACAUCCCUUGGAAAAUCACUCCAGUCUUUUUGUUUUCCAGCUGUGGAGGUUUCACAAACAUUGUGGAAAAUGGAUUUGCUUUCAUCUUGCUAAAACUACUUAAAACUAUACAUCUAUGGAAGUAAUUUAGU
This is a messenger RNA of Falco peregrinus (peregrine falcon), 440 nucleotides long. RefSeq names its product synaptonemal complex central element protein 3 (gene SYCE3). The transcript is spliced from 2 exons. Lineage: Eukaryota; Metazoa; Chordata; Aves; Falconiformes; Falconidae. The coding region runs from base 1 to 279 and encodes 92 amino acids. The record is from RefSeq and is a predicted model, not a curated record. Gene Ontology annotation, cellular component: central element. Gene Ontology annotation, biological process: reciprocal meiotic recombination; spermatogenesis; synaptonemal complex assembly.